Diospyros lotus (date-plum) is the source of this 462-nucleotide messenger RNA. RefSeq lists its product as uncharacterized. The record is from RefSeq and is a predicted model, not a curated record. Bases 1 to 462 code for a protein of 153 amino acids. NCBI's taxonomy places the organism in Eukaryota, Viridiplantae, Streptophyta, Magnoliopsida, Ericales, Ebenaceae. The transcript has a single exon.
AUGGUGCCUAAGCAUGCUUUCACCCUUUGGCUGGCUGCCAAAGCAAAGCUUCUUACGAGGGAUAGGCUGCUUUAUCUUGAUAUUGACAGAAAUUGUGCACUAUGUGGGACUGAUGUGGAGACCAACAGUCACCUAUUCUUUCAAUGCCCUUUCAGCAAAUCAGUUUGGGGCAGCAUCCGUGAAUGGCUGGGACUAUCGAGGCUCAUGAGCACUAUUCCAAGUGCUUUAAAAUGGUUAAAGAAAGAAGCUCGAGGAUCAUCGUGGCAAGCCAAGGUCAAGAGGAGUGCUCUUGCCUGCACUGUUUACUACCUUUGCAACACAAGGAAUAGGAAGAUUUUUGAAGACAAUAUGCCUUGUAUUGAUUCUGUCAUCCGUAGGAUCAAAACACAAGUAUACAGGGUUAUUUUUACUUUGUAUCCUCAUGUUUUGAUUCAGUUUGAGGCCCUCUCUAUGGGUCAUUGA